This is a messenger RNA of Anisakis simplex (herring worm), 282 nucleotides long. NCBI's taxonomy places the organism in Eukaryota, Metazoa, Nematoda, Chromadorea, Rhabditida, Anisakidae. The record is from the annotation of a GenBank genome assembly.
AUGGAUGAACAGAGUCGUAACUUCCUUGUGGCACUCUCCAAAACGAGUACUCAGCGUGAUGAUGAGGAUGUUAAUAUAAUCUAUUAUAAUAUACGACGUUUGGGAAUAUUCGAGAAUUUAAACGAUGCACCGUUGCGAGCAAUAUGCCGUACUGCACGUUACGAACAUCAUCCAGCCAACUUCAUUUUGUUCAGGCAAGGACAGGUUGCGACGUGUUGGUUUAUUCUUUUAUCCGGUUCGGUCUUCAUCGAUAACCAAAUGUUUUUGCCGUAUUCAUGGUGA